Molecule: messenger RNA, 2106 nt
Organism: Emericellopsis cladophorae
Lineage: Eukaryota; Fungi; Ascomycota; Sordariomycetes; Hypocreales; Bionectriaceae
Exons: 1
Coding region: 1-2106 (701 amino acids)
Biological process (GO): cellular response to heat; protein stabilization; protein folding
Cellular component (GO): plasma membrane; perinuclear region of cytoplasm; protein-containing complex
Molecular function (GO): ATP binding; ATP-dependent protein folding chaperone; ATP hydrolysis activity
Source: RefSeq, a predicted model, not a curated record
AUGUCUGAGACGUUCGAGUUCCAGGCUGAGAUUUCUCAGCUGCUCUCGCUGAUUAUCAACACCGUCUACUCAAACAAGGAGAUCUUCCUCCGUGAGCUCAUCUCCAACGCUUCGGAUGCCCUCGACAAGAUCCGCUACAAGGCUCUCGCCGACCCUAAGGAGCUCGAGACCUGCCAAGAUCUGCGCAUCGACAUCAUUCCCGAUGAGGCCAACAAGACCUUGACUAUCCGGGAUACCGGUAUCGGUAUGACCAAGGCUGACCUUGUCAACAACCUGGGUACCAUUGCCCGCUCCGGCACCAAGCAGUUCAUGGAGGCCCUCACUGCCGGCGCUGAUGUGUCCAUGAUCGGACAGUUCGGUGUUGGCUUCUACUCUGCCUACCUUGUGGCCGACCGUGUGAUCGUCCGCUCCAAGCACAACGACGACGAGCAAUACGUCUGGGAGUCGUCUGCCGGUGGUACUUUCAGCAUCACCCACGACGAGGGCCCUGCCCUUGGCCGUGGUUCCGAGAUGAUCCUCCACCUCAAGGACGAGCAGCUCGAGUACCUCAAGGAGUCCAAGAUCAAGGAAGUCAUCAAGAAGCACUCUGAGUUCAUCUCCUAUCCCAUCUACCUUCACGUCCUCAAGGAGACCGAAACUGAGGUCCCCGACGAGGAGGCCGACGUCGAGGAGGUCCAAGACGAUGGCGAGAAGAAGCCCAAGGUCGAGGAGGUCGACGACGAGGAGGAGGACAAGGAGAAGAAGCCCAAGACCAAGAAGGUCAAGGAGAGCAAGAUUGAGGAGGAGGAGCUCAACAAGCAGAAGCCCAUUUGGACUCGCAACCCUGCCGACAUCUCCCAGGAGGAAUAUGCUUCCUUUUACAAGUCCUUGUCCAACGACUGGGAGGAUCAUCUCGGUGUCAAGCACUUCUCUGUUGAGGGUCAGCUUGAGUUCCGCGCCAUCCUCUUCGUCCCCAAGCGCGCUCCCUUUGAUCUUUUCGAGACCAAGAAGACCAAGAACAACAUCAAGCUCUACGUCCGCCGUGUCUUCAUCACUGAUGAUGCCACAGACCUCAUCCCCGAGUGGUUGUCCUUCGUCAAGGGUGUUGUCGACUCUGAGGAUCUUCCCCUCAACCUGUCUCGUGAGACCCUGCAACAGAACAAGAUCAUGAAGGUGAUCAAGAAGAACAUUGUCAAGAAGUCUCUCGAGCUCUUCCAGGAGAUCGCCGAGGACAAGGAGCAGUUCGACAAGUUCUACAGCGCCUUCUCCAAGAACCUGAAGCUUGGUAUCCACGAGGACACCCAGAACCGCCAGGUUCUCGCCAAGCUCCUGCGUUUCUCCUCCACCAUGUCUGGUGAUGAAAUGACCUCGCUGACUGACUACGUCACCCGCAUGCCCGAGCACCAGCAGAACAUGUACUACAUCACCGGCGAGUCCACUGCUGCCGUUGCCAAGUCUCCCUUCCUCGAUGCCUUGCGUGAGAAGGGCUUCGAGGUUCUUUUCCUCACUGACCCCAUUGACGAGUACGCCAUGACCCAGCUCAAGGAGUUCGAGGGCAAGAAGCUCGUCGACAUCACCAAGGACUUUGAGCUCGAGGAGACUGAGGAGGAGAAGAAGAAGCGUGAGGAGGAGGAGAAGGAGUACGAGAGCCUUGCCAAGGCCCUCAAGAACAUCCUUGGCGAGAAGGUUGAGAAGGUUGUCGUCUCCCACAAGCUCGGCGCCUCGCCUUGCGCUGUCCGCACUGGCCAGUUCGGCUGGUCCGCCAACAUGGAGCGCAUCAUGAAGGCCCAGGCCCUGCGCGACACUUCCAUGUCCAGCUACAUGUCUUCCAAGAAGACUUUUGAGAUCUCGCCUAAGUCUCCCAUCAUCCAGGAGCUCAAGAACAAGGUUGAGAGCGACGGCGAGAACGACUCCCAGGUCAAAUCAUUCGUCACUCUCCUGUUCGAGACCUCGCUGCUUGUCUCCGGCUUCACCAUCGAGGAGCCCAACAGCUUCGCCGAGCGCAUCCACCGCCUCGUCCGCGUUGGCCUCAGCAUUGACGAGGACGAUGCCCCCCCUGCCGGUGCCACCGCCGCUGAUACCCCUGCCGCCGCCACCGGUGACAGCGCCAUGGAGGAGGUUGACUAA